AUGCAUACUGAGUACAAGCCAGACGUUUCACUCUUCUUCCAAGAACCAAUACCUAUCAAUGCUGAACUUGAAAUCCCUCCAAGGAGCUACACCCCUGAUCAUUUGGAUGAAGUGUCAGAGGAUCAAUUGGACAGAAAUCUAGAUAUAGAAGAGCCCGAGAUUGAGAACGAAGCAAUUGAAGGUGAUGGCCAAGUAGAUGCAGAAGACAUUGCUCAGGAUGAAGAAGUUGAAGAGAAUGAACCAAGGAGGAGACUAGGCAGGAACCUUGGUGAAUGGGCGUCUCUGUCAAUGCAAGAAGUGGAAGAGUACAGCUUCAACGAUUUUAUGAUCGAGAUGCUUUCGAGACGUGCAGAAGCAGAAGCGAGGUUCUACAAGGGAAGUUCGGCCAAGAGCAUAGCUAAUGAGUACAAGAAAGCUCUUUCCAACUUUAUACAUAUGAAUGAGAGUGAAAUCAGGAACAACACCGACCUCACCUGCUUGGAUCAAAGGUUUUGGGUAGCAUGUGAUGCAAAUUUCAAGGCAUUGAAAGAGAUUGCCUUAAAAUUCAUGUCUAUUGCUGCAACCUAA
Trichomonas vaginalis G3 is the source of this 567-nucleotide messenger RNA. RefSeq names its product ribonuclease H-like family. Bases 1 to 567 code for a protein of 188 amino acids. The record is from RefSeq and is a predicted model, not a curated record. The transcript has a single exon. NCBI's taxonomy places the organism in Eukaryota, Parabasalia, Trichomonadida, Trichomonadidae.